AUGCCGACCUUGCCGUCGCCCCUUUUGAGCCUUAUUAGAAGCAAAGAUGGCCUUCAGAGGUUGCUUACACACUGUAACGCUUUACAUACACAGUCUGGAACAUGGCUAUUAAAUACCCGGGCGCCGUUGAGAGCUCGCACAGGGGAACCGAAAUUUAGUCUCUUAACCCGGAGAAGCUGGAGUCCGCAGGGAAGGCUACCAAUACUGAACAUGUGCACUACUUCUGUGGACGGCGACGAUAUGACCAACUGGCUGUGGUCUGUCUACAAUGAAACCAAAAAGCAGACCGAAGAUUUAGUCCCAAUUAUAUCAAAUAAUUUUGUGAACCCUGAUACCAUCUUUGCCAACAACGAAAUGAGUUUACAAGACAUUGAAAUCUACGGAUUUGACUACGACUACACUCUAGCGUUCUACUCCAGUCACCUUCACACGCUCAUUUUCAACAUCGCACGAGACAUCCUCAUCGAAGAGCACAGGUACCCAGAGGGACUGAGAGAGUAUGAGUACAUCCCGAAUUUUGUGAUUAGGGGGCUGCAUUAUGACGUCCAGAAGGCUUUAUUAAUGAAGAUAGAUGCCUUCCAUUAUAUCCAGUUGGGAACAGUAUACAGGGGCCUUCACCCUGUGUCAGACAAAGAAGUCAUUGCUUUAUAUGAGGGCUCCCACGUUCCUUUGGAGAUAAUGAGUGAUUUUUAUGGCAAGAGUUCCCAUGGUCACACUAUGAAACAGUUCAUGGACAUCUUCUCCCUCCCAGAGAUGACUCUGCUCUGCUGUGUCAACGACUACUUCAUGAAACACAACAUUGACUACGAGCCCGUGCAUCUUUACAAAGACGUCAAAGAGGCCAUAGGAGAUGUCCAUGUUAGAGGAAUUAUGUAUCGGGCUGUGGAGGCUGACAUCGAGAAGUAUAUCUGUUAUGGUGAGCAGACACAUGCUGUUUUGAGGAAGCUCUCUGAAAAUGGAAAGAAAAUGUUCCUGAUUACCAACAGCCCCUUUGACUUUGUCAAUCGUGGAAUGAACUACAUCGUUGGCAAAGACUGGCGGGACCUCUUUGACGUUGUCAUAGUGCAGGCAGACAAACCCGGUUUCUUUAACGACAGGAGAAAACCAUUCAGACGUGUCACUGAUAAAGGAGUGCUGCUAUGGGACAGGAUUCAUCACUUAGAAAAAGGGCAAAUUUACAAACAGGGAAACCUAUAUGAGUUUCUAAGGCUCACAGGCUGGAGGGGAUCCAAGGUGCUGUAUUUCGGAGAUCACAUCUACAGUGACCUAGCGGACCUGACGCUGAAGCAUGGCUGGAGGACCGGGGCCAUCAUCCCUGAGCUGCGUAAGGAGAUAAAGAUCAUGAACACUGAGGAGUACGUCCACACUGUGACCUGGCUGCAGGCUCUCACCACACUGCUGGAGCACAUGCAGGUGCACAGAGACCCAGCAUCCCAAGCGGUGAUUCAGCAGUGGAUCACAGAGAGGGAAGACAUGAGGUCACGCACAAAAGACAUUUUCAACGCUCAGUUUGGGAGUCUGUUCCGCACCUACCACAACCCCACCUACUUUUCCCGUCGACUCUCCCGUUUCGCCGACAUCUACAUGGCUUCUCUCAGCUGCCUGCUCAACUACGACCUGAAGCACACCUUCUACCCCCGCCGCACCCCUCUCCAGCAUGAGUCACCCUUCUGGCCAGAGCAGACCAGUGCCGGGGCUAUGAACAUCCCCUUUCAUAGCCACAGGGUGGACAAAGACUCCGAAUAG
Messenger RNA from Chanos chanos (milkfish), 1746 nucleotides. It is a transcript of the gene nt5dc3, whose product is annotated as 5'-nucleotidase domain containing 3. The record is from RefSeq and is a predicted model, not a curated record. NCBI's taxonomy places the organism in Eukaryota, Metazoa, Chordata, Actinopteri, Gonorynchiformes, Chanidae. The coding region runs from base 1 to 1746 and encodes 581 amino acids. Gene Ontology annotation, molecular function: 5'-nucleotidase activity. The transcript is spliced from 14 exons.